UACGCCUCUCCCUCUCUCUCUCUCUAACAUUACUACAUCAGCUAUAGUUUACUCUUAAAGUGUAGAAGAGAGAUCUUUGGUUGAUAAGAAGAAUGGAGCAGAGUUGUGAGAUUCAAGUGCCAAGAGUUAAACUAGGCUCCCAAGGUUUGGAGGUUUCUAGAGUGGGGUUCGGGUGCGGGAGCCUCUCCGGCAUACUGAAUGCUCCUCUCCCCCACGAAGCCGGAGGCGAAAUACUAAAACAAGCAUUCAACAGAGGCAUCACCUUCUUUGACACUGCUGACGUCUACGGCAAACAAGGCCACAACGAGAUCAUGAUUGGCAAGGCUUUGAAAGAUCUGCCUCGUCACAGAGUUCAGAUUGCAACAAAGUUUGGCCUUUCUAUGACGCCAGACCUGAGCCAGGUUGUGGUGCAGGGCCACCCUGCCUACGUCAGGCAGUGCAUCGAGGCUAGCCUCAGGCGCCUCGAUGUGGACUACAUCGAUCUGUACUACCAGCACCGCGUUGAUCAGUCUGUGCCUAUAGAGGAAACUGUUGGGGAGAUGAAGAAGCUGGUCGAGGAGGGGAAGAUACGCUACAUUGGUUUGUCUGAGGCUAGUGCUGACACGAUCAGGAGAGCGCACGCUGUGCAUCCAAUCACUGCGGUGCAGAUGGAGUAUUCUCUGUGGACUCGAGACAUCGAGGAGGAUGUUAUUCCCCUUUGUAGACAACUUGGAAUUGGUAUAGUAGCAUAUAGUCCUCUUGGUCAUGGAUUCUUUGGUGGGAAAGGAAUGGUUGAGAGCUUGCCUUCUCAGAGCAUCCUGAUGUUCCAUCCGAGGUUCAGUGGGGACAAUCAAGAAAAGAAUCGGGCAAUAUACACCCGGUUUGCUGGCUUAGCAGCCAAGCAUUCUUGCACCCCUCCUCAACUAGCUCUAGCUUGGCUUCUCCAUCAGGGUGAUGACGUUGUUCCCAUACCUGGGACGACGAAGAUUGAAAAUCUGGAAGCUAACGCUGCGUCGUUGAGAGUGAAGCUGACAGCAGAGGAAUUGAAAGAGAUUGGUGAAGCAAUUCCAGUUGAUCAAGUUGGUGGUGAUAGGGAUUUUGGCAACUUUACCAAGUUUGCAUACAAGCUAGCAAACACACCCCCCUAUGAAAAAUGAUACUGUCCCAUCCCAUCGAUGAAUAAAUACUGGACACAAGAACACCUAAAAUAAACAUGAAGCUUUUCAUUAAUGGAAGUGUUUCUUUUCAA
Messenger RNA from Salvia hispanica, 1228 nucleotides. RefSeq names its product perakine reductase-like. Gene Ontology annotation, cellular component: cytoplasm. The record is from RefSeq and is a predicted model, not a curated record. Lineage: Eukaryota; Viridiplantae; Streptophyta; Magnoliopsida; Lamiales; Lamiaceae.